GUCUAGCGUGAGUGUAUCUCAAUGCACGUGGGCCAAGCGGGCGUUCAAAUGGGCAAUGCGUGCUGGGAACUAUACUGCCUCGAACACGGGAUUCAACCAGAUGGGACGAUGCCAUCAGACAAAGUUUCCGGAACAAACGAUUGUUUUAAUACUUUUUUCAACGAGACCAGUUCCGGUAAAAUGGUACCGCGUGCCGUGAUGGUCGACCUAGAGCCUACGGUUGUUGACGAAGUAAGAAUAGGGCGUUACAAGCAAUUGUAUCACCCCGAACAAUUGAUCACUGGAAAAGAGGACGCAGCAAACAAUUACGCUCGAGGUCACUAUUCUAUUGGACGGGAGGUAAUAGAUUCCGUAAUGGAUCGGGUCAGAAGGUUGACGGAUCAGUGUACCGGGCUUCAAGGAUUCUUCGUCUUCCACUCAUUCGGAGGAGGUACCGGAUCAGGAUUCACAUCGUUGCUCAUGCAAAAACUCUCCGAUGAUUACGGCAAAAAGAGCAAAUUAGAGUUCGCCGUGUAUCCGGCCCCCCAAGUGUCCACCGCCGUCGUAGAACCGUAUAACGCAAUUCUCACAACUCAUACCACGAUCGAGCAUUCGGACUGCGCGUUUAUGGUGGACAACGAAGCGAUUUAUGAUAUCUGUAGGCGGAAACUCGGUAUCGAACGUCCUUCCUACGCGAAUCUGAAUCGUCUUAUCAGCCAAGUUGUAUCUUCGAUUACCGCCUCGCUGAGGUUCGACGGUGCCCUUAAUGUAGACCUGACGGAAUUCCAAACGAAUCUAGUACCGUACCCCAGAAUUCAUUUCCCACUGGUGACUUAUGCCCCGGUGGUAUCGGCCGACAAGGCCUUCCACGAGGGGAUGUCCGUCGCUGAAAUAACGUCGGAAUGCUUCGAAGCGUCGAAUCAAAUGGUCAAGUGCGAUCCGCGUGAGGGCAAAUACAUGGCCUGUUGCCUUCUUUAUCGUGGCGAAGUCGUGCCGAAGGAUGUUAACGCGGCUAUUGCCGCGAUGAAGAGAAAAAGUUGCAUACGCUUCGUGGAUUGGUGCCCAACCGGAUUCAAAGUAGGCAUAAAUUAUCAGCCGCCUACCGUCGUGCCCGGCGGAGACCUUGCCAAGGUGCAAAGGGCAGUCUCGAUGCUGUCGAACACCACGGCUAUCGAAGAAGCUUGGGCUAAAUUAAAUUACAAGUUUGAUCUCAUGUAUCAUAAACGAGCCUUCAUUCACUGGUACGUCGGCGAAGGUAUGGAAGAAGGUGAAUUCGCGGAUGCACGCGACGACCUCGCCGCGCUGGAAAGAGAUUAUGAAGAAGUCGCGCUCGAAUCGUCGACUACACCGGACGCUUCAAUGGAGUAUUAAAAUGAAAGAUAAACGCGUGCAAUCUAUUCAAGUAUUCUGGCAUUUUCCAGCUACCCAACAAAAACACUAAUACAUGAUCAAAUUGUGUGUAAAAAA
Messenger RNA from Ceratina calcarata, 1446 nucleotides. Its product is annotated as tubulin alpha chain. NCBI's taxonomy places the organism in Eukaryota, Metazoa, Arthropoda, Insecta, Hymenoptera, Apidae. The record is from RefSeq and is a predicted model, not a curated record. Gene Ontology annotation, biological process: microtubule-based process. Gene Ontology annotation, molecular function: structural constituent of cytoskeleton; GTP binding. Bases 22 to 1350 code for a protein of 442 amino acids. Gene Ontology annotation, cellular component: microtubule. The transcript has 4 exons.